Messenger RNA from Cyprinus carpio (common carp), 2250 nucleotides. RefSeq names its product cadherin-related family member 1-like. Gene Ontology annotation, biological process: homophilic cell-cell adhesion. Gene Ontology annotation, cellular component: plasma membrane; catenin complex. Lineage: Eukaryota; Metazoa; Chordata; Actinopteri; Cypriniformes; Cyprinidae. The transcript is spliced from 7 exons. The record is from RefSeq and is a predicted model, not a curated record. The annotation marks the transcript as partial. Gene Ontology annotation, molecular function: calcium ion binding; cadherin binding.
CAGCACACUUGGCCUAAUAAGACUUCUUUUAUUGUAAAUCAAGCUGCAGAGGUUGGACCCGACGGGUUUUCUGACUACAGCGUGACCACAGUCACUAUUCGUGUGGUGGACCUCAACAACCACCCGCCCACUUUCUACGGCGAGAACGGUCAGCAGAACCGCUUCGAGCUGACCAUGUACGAGCAUCCACCAGAAGGAGAGAUACUCCGCGGCCUGAAGAUCACGGUCAACGACUCAGACCAGGGAGCAAAUGCUAAGUUCAGGCUGCUGUUGGUGGGACCCUCUCGAGUUCUCCGUGUGGUUCCUCAGACGGUUCUCAAUGAAGCACAAGUCACCAUCAUUGUGGAAAACUCGACUGCCAUCGACUACGAAAAAUACCAGUUCUUAACAUUCAAGCUUUUAGCGGUGGAGAUUGACACUCCCGAGCGCUUCAGUGCCACUGCGGAUAUCGUCAUCAAUCUUUUGGACACAAAUGACAACAUUCCAAAGUUCUCCUCUGAGUUUUACAUCGCCAGGAUCCCUGAGAAUUCCCCAGGAGGCUCCAACGUCGUCUCAGUGACUGCGACUGACCCGGAUUCAGGGCUUUGGGGAGCUGUGAAAUAUUCCAUCUAUGGCUCUGGCGCUGAUCUGUUUCUCAUUCACCCCACGUCCGGCAUCAUUUACACGCAGCCCUGGGCCUCUUUAGACGCUGAAGUGAAGUCAAAAUAUAAUUUCUAUGUGAAAGCUGAAGACACUGAGGGCAAAUACAGCCUCGCAGAGGUUUUUGUCACGGUGCUGGAUCAAAAUGACCACCCACCAGAGUUCAACCAGAACUUCCUGGAGAAGACCAUGAUCAUUGGGGCACCAGUGAAAAUAGAGGCAGUGGAUGAGGACGCGGAGGAACCCAAUAACCUGAUUGAAUAUUCCAUCAUGAAAGCUGAUCCAGACAACAUCUUCGACAUUAACACGUCCACAGGAGAGAUUAAGCUAAAACCGUACAUCAAGUCUAUGGAGAUUGUGCAGAACAUCACCAAACAGAAAGACUGCCGGUGGUCUGUGGUGGUCCAGGCUCGUGAUCGAGGCUCUCCAUCCUUCAGUACAACAGCGGUCGUGAAAAUCGACAUCACGGAGGCGAAUCGGCUCAAAGGGCCCAUGGCUGCUUUUCUAAUGCAGAGCCGUGACAAUCCCAUGAAAGCUCUUGGCCUAGCCAUCAGCAUCAUUACCGUGAUGGUUUUAGUGACAGUUAUGAUCUCCACCAUCAUCUACUUUCGCAACACAAAGUCCAACAGGAUCACACCAGCACGCCGCAUCAUUCGCAAGAGGCCCAAAGACCAGCGCAGCUGGACCUUCAGGCCAUGGUUUGGACGGAGCGACCAGAGCUUUGGAAAGUUCUUCACUGAUGAUGAGACGAGCGGCAACCACAGCAGCCUCAGAGCCAAGCCGCCAGCCCCCAGCGCUCCGGUGCUCCCGCCUCCACCUCCGGUUCACUCCCGGCCGAGCGAGCGGCUGCGGUCAGUGCCCACGGUGUCCGGCUCCAUGGCCUCCAGAAACACCAGCCGCAGCUCCAGCUGGAAGACCAGCAAAAACACAGAUGUCGCCCAGAGAUCUGGCCAAAACAAAGAUGGCAGUGGCAUCAGCUCCGCUCUAGUAUCUGAGCUUAAAAUGAGAAUAGAACAGAAAAUCAAUGAGGCAAAUCAAGGCUACUAUUACUGACACGCUGACUGGUGUGAGCAAUGGAUACAGACACAUGUGUUUUUAUAGACCAUUGGACAUUUGAUUUAACAAGCAGUUGGCUGAGAAGAAUGCUCUUUUUUUGUGAAAGUGUUUUUAAAGUGGCCGUCUGGUUUACCUAAAUUGUUUCUAUUUUUCAACAUGCCGUGCAGUCAUUUAAGAUCUAAGAUUUCUAUAAAUUAUUUAUGUGAAUAUUGCAUGUACUUUCUGUCCUACUGUCUGACUGUAUUUCUUCAGCUUUUGCCUUGAGGAUCUUUGGUACAAGUCUGCAGAUUGUGUGGACAUCAGAUUCUCAUUUGUAGUUAUUGCUGUCAAACCUUUUUUAAAAUUAUUGUCAUUAUUGUUUUAUAAAGAGUUUUUCACUGAUAUUUCGAAAGUUUUUAUUUUUAUUUUCUUGUACAUAUUCUGAGAAAGAGAGCAGAUGAACAUCCAUGUGCUAUUUGCUGUAGGCCAUAUCUGAAUGUCAAAUAUGUUUAUCAUGAAUCAUCACAUAAAGUCUGUGCUGUAACUGAAUUUAGGAAUAAAACAUUUUUAAAGUGU